GAGAGUUGGCGCACCAAGGGUGCAGCAAAAUCUGAAAGGCCCAUUGAGCGUAAACUAUGAACCCAGAGGAGCAGACAGUUACGUGGCUUAUAACAUUAGGCGUGCUUAAUUCUCCUAAAAAGAACAUCGCUGAUCCAGAGGAAUUUCUGAAAACAUCUCUAAGAGAUGGGGUCGUAUUGUGUAAGCUUAUGGAGCGCUUGCAACCUGGAAACAACAUAAAGUAUUCUCCUGAUCCCAAAUGCGAGGCGGAUUGUAUUGCAAACAUUCGGGAGUUUCUGAAAGGAUGUCAAUCUCUAAAGGUUGAGGGCUUUGAACCGGAGAUCUUGUAUACUGGGGAGAACUUUGGCAAGGUGCUGUCAACACUCUCGGCUAUAAAUAUUGCCACUCAAGAUUGUACCCCUAAUAGAUCAUGUCCACAGCCCAGUGCAUCAGCUUCUAGCCUGUCAGCCUCCUCUCAAGCUGUUCCCUCCUUAAAGUACAACAAGUCCUUACGGAGGCAAUCAAAAGCAGUGGAGAUGUCUGAGAAUGGAAGUGGUGUGCAGCUGGUGGUAAAGGCACGCUUCAAUUUCAAACAGAACAAUGAGGACGAGUUGUCUUUCAGCAAGGGCGAGCUCAUCCACGUCACACGCCAGGAGGAAGGUGGUUGGUGGGAGGGAAACCUUAAUGGCAAGACCGGCUGGUUCCCUAGCAACUAUGUCCGAGAGGUCAAGCCAUGUGAAAAACCAACAUCUCCGAAAGCCAUAAAAGGAUUUGACGUUCCUCAGCUAACCAAAAAUUAUUACAGCGUGGUGGUGCAAGACAUCUUGGAACAUGAGAAAGAGUUUGUCAAAGAACUCCAAACAGUACUAGGCUGCUACCUGCGCCCUCUACAGACUAGUGACAAGCUCUCCAGUGCGGACUGCUCCAGCUUGAGUGGGAAUUUAGAAGACAUCCUCUCUUUCCAACAGGGACUGUGUCUUGCAUUAGAGGAGUGCUCCAAGAUGCCAGAGGGCCAGCAACGAAUUGGGGGCUGUUACCUGAACCUGAUGUGUCAGAUCAGAACACUGUACUUGUCCUACUGCUCCAGCCAUCCCUCUGCAGUGGGUGUGCUCACUGAUCACAGUGAGGAACUGGACAAGUUCAUGGAAAGCCAAGGUGCCAGUGCUCCUGGGAUCUUAACUCUAACAACCAGCCUGAGCAAACCCUUCAUGAGGCUUGACAAGUACCCCACCCUACUGCAGGAGCUCGAGAGGCAUGUGGAGGAAGCUCAUCCAGAUUACAGCGACAUUCUGAAAGCAUCAGUUGCUUUUAAGAAUCUUGUGACUCAGUGUCAAGAUCUGCGAAAAAGAAAGAACCUGGAGUUGCAGAUCUUGUUGGAGCCUGUAAGGGGCUGGGAGGGUGAGAGCAUAAAGUCACUUGGUCAGGUGGUCUACAUGUCACAGGUCCACAUGCAGAGCUCUGUAAAUGAGGAUAAAGAAGAGCGAUACUUCAUGCUGUUUCCUAAUGUGGUAGUCAUGUUGUCGGCUAGUCCGAGAAUGAGUGGCUUCAUUUAUCAGGGUCGGAUGCCGCUAACAGGAACCACAGUAACCAAACAGCCAGAGGAUGCAGAAACAGGCCAUUAUGCCUUUGAAAUAACAGGAGGAACGAUAGAUCGUAUCAUGGUGUUCUGCAAUAGUUUUCAGGAGCAGCAGGAGUGGUUAGAACAUCUUCAUGCUUACACCAAGGAAGGAAGCCCAGUGGGAACAAUAUUGAAGAAUGUUGAGGGUAAACACACAACCAUGACCCACCUUUUGCACAGUUUUGGUGCUCCUCUGGCUAACCGGGGCCCUCUUGAACCCCCAAAGAUCACCAAACCAUGGUCCUUAAGCUGCCUGAGGCCUGCGCCACCCCUCAAGCCCUCUGCCGCUCUGGGCUAUAAGGAGAGGAUGUCUUAUAUCCUGAAGGACUCUAGUAAAAGCCCCAGACCCAUCAAGAAGUUUCUCCCGAAGAGAAAAACAGAGAGAAAACCAUCAGAUGAUGAAUUUCUUAGAAAAACAGCUCUAGAGGAGGAUGCCCAGAUACUGAAAGUGAUUGAGGCCUACUGCACUGGAGCCAGUCUCCACCAGUCCACCACAGCUGUUCGUAAGGAAAGUGUUCCCCAAGUUCUGCUGCCAGAAGAAGAGAAGAUUAUUGUCGAGGAAAUGAAGAGCAACGGCCAGACUGUCAUUGAAGAAAAAAGUCUUGUAGAUGCAGUAUAUGCUCUGAAAGAUGAGGUCCAUGAAUUAAAAAAGGAGAAUAGAUGGAUGAAGCAGUGUCUGGAAGAGGAGCAGAAGUCUCGUAAGGAGCUGGAACGUGUGGUCAGGAAGUUGCAAAAGAAUGACUGUUCCUGGGAAGGAGGCCAUCGAUGAACACUCUGGAUAUUCUUUGAUCCCCCAUUUGCCAUGCGUGUGUUUAUUGUGUACGUAUUUCUGUGUCUAAGUGUGUGUCCUCACAAGCGUGUUUUUUCCACCACAUUAUACACUGAACUUUGCUUUUCAAAAGUCACCAUGUCACCAUUAUCAACUUUAUGAUUAUUGGCUCUGUGCUAGGGAAUUUCAAUUCUCACCAUGCGCAAGCAUAUCAUGUUGCGGUUUGCUUCAAGCUCCUUUCAUUUGCUCUGUACAAAAGUAGAUAUGACAUUCUGAGAACAAAACAGCUGAGGAAGACUAUGUGAACUCCUUGUUUAGGAAGUAUUACAAAUUGAUGUUGGUGGUUUGGAACACCUCAGGUAACUGAUGGAGUCCUGGACAGUUUUUUCCCCUGGCGGUUAACUGGCCACUGGUCCCAAUCAAGCACUCCAAGAUAAUCCAGUCUGGUAAAAUCCGGACAGCAGAAAAAAAACAGAAAGGAUGGUGGAAUCUUAUUUUUAACUGAACAAAUAUCUGCCUCACUUUUCGACUGGUCUCAGUCAUGGACUUGAUCUUUCUAGGACAUUUGCUCAGCCCAUGCGCAACAGAAUUCCUAUUCAAUACGCUGAUGCACACAUGAAACAUAUUCUGUUGAUGGUUUUGGAGUGAAAAUAUUUUACUUUUGAGGUAUCAUAGCACUUUUUUUUUUUUUUUUUUUUUUGCAUGCAGUUGCAUUGCAGGCCUCCCCUGACCACAAGUAUUGACCUAAUUUUACUUUUUAAAAUGUGAAAACGAUGUUGCUUGAGGAAGCUUUUAGGUCAUGAAUGCAAAAGUUGGACUCUGAAAUGUUUGGUUUGCAAGUGAUAGACAUGAGAUGCCCUUCUUGCCAUCUUGAAAUUAGUUACAUUUUUCAUUUUUAUCUCUUUUUAGUUUGAAGCUUUUGAGAAAUGCCUGUAAAUGUAGGUUGAAAUAGUGCUUUUAAAUUGUGUGUUUCCAGAUAGUCACUCACAUUAGCAUUGGGUGUACAGUAUUACUAAAACGGCCAUCAUAUGUCAUAAUCAUGCUUCUGAUAAUCAUUGUCAUAAAAGUCUAGAGCUAUCAGGGAUAUGGUUGUCUGAAAUAUUGUCGCAAGUUACGAAUAUCAUACUAAUAAUAUAUAAAAUAAAUUUGAUAUAUAUAUAUAUAUACUUGUAUACCAUAUAAAUAUGUAUAUAUCAUAGCUAUAAUGUCAAUAAGAACCAUAUAAACUUUUUUUUGAUGACUAGAAAAUCCAGUAUAAUUGAUUCCUGCAGAUUUGGUACUAGGAGCCCUUUUAGGACUUGUCUGAGUGUACUUGGAAACAUACAGUACUUUAGGAACUGAUAUUUGUCCCCCACUUGCGAUACCAAGGUGCCUCAAAAUAGAAUGAAAAAUACAUUUUGUUUUAACAUAUAUAUAUAUAUAUAUAUAUAUAUAUAUAUAUAUAUAUAUAUAUAUAUACUCAGUUGAAGUCAGAGGUUUACAUACACCCUAGCCAAAUACAUUUAAACUCCGUUUUUCACAAGUCAUGAAAUGUAAUCGUAGAAAACAUUGCCUGUCUCAGGUCAUUUUAAGAAUGUGAAACGUCAGGAUAAUAGUAGAGAGAAUUAUUUAUUUCUGCUUUUAUUUCUUUCAUCACAUUUCCAGUGGGUAAGAACUUUACAUACACUUUGUUUAGUAUUUGGUAACAUUGCCUUUUAAUUGUUUAACUUUUGUCAAAUAUUUUGGGUCGCCUUCCACAAGCUUCUCACAAUAAGUUGCUGGAAUUUUGGCCCGUUCCUCCACACAGAACUAGUGUAACUGAGUCAAGUUUGUUGGCCUUCAUGCUCGCACGCGGUUUUUCAGUUCUGUCCACAAACAGAACUGAGAUCAGAUUGAGGUCAGGACUUUGUCAUGGCAACUCCAAUACUUUGACUUUGUUGUCCCUGAGCCAUUUUGCCACAACUUUGGAUAUAUGAUUGGGGUCAUUGUCCAUUUUGAAAACCCAUUUAACUUCAUGGCUGAUGUCUUGAGAUGUUGCUUCAAUAUAUCCACGUAAAUUUCCUUCCUCAUGAUGCCAUUUAUUAACAUAACUAUGGUCAUUAUGGCCAAAAAGUUACAUUUGUGUUUCAUCAGACCAGCGUAAAUUCUUUGUACCCAUGCGCACUUGCAAACUGUAGUCUGGCUUUUUUAUGCUUGUUUUGGAGCAUUGGCUUCUUCCUUGCUGAGCAGUCUUUCAGGUUUUGUUGAUAUAGGACUCGUUUUACUGUGGAUAUAGAUACAUGUUUACCGUUUUCCUCCAGCAUCUUCACAAGGUCCUUUGCUGUUCUUCUGGGAUUGAUUUGCACUUUUCGCCCGAAACCACGUUCAUCUGUAGGAGACAGAAUGCGACAGAAUCAUUUUCUUGGGGCGGCUGUGGCUCAGUUGGUAGAGCGUUUUGGCCACUAAUCGCAGAGUUGGUGGUUUGAUUCCCGGCCCACACGACUCCACAUGUCGAAGUGUCCUUGGGCAAGACACUGAACCCCAAGUUGCUCCCAAUGGCAGGUUAGGGCCUUGCAUGGCAGCUCUUCUGUCAUUUGUUUGCGAGUGUGUGUGUGUGUAUGGGGGAAUGAGUUCAUAGUGUAAAUCGAUUUAAAACCCGCUCAGGUAAAAAUAAGCGCUAUAUAAGUGCAAACCAUUUUCUGGAAUUUUUCAAGCUGCUUAAAGGCACAGCUAACUUGGUGAAUGUAAACUUCUGACCCACUGCAAUCGUAAUAUAGUCAAUUAAAAGUGAAACAAUCUGUGAGUAAACAACUAUUGUAAAAAUUACUUGUGUCGUGCACAAAGUAGAUGUCCUAAACGACUUUCCAAAAUUAUAGUUUGCUAAUAUGAAAUCUGUGGAGUGUUUAAAAAAUGAGUUUUAAUGACUUCAAACUAAGUUUAUGUAAACCUCUGACUUCAAGUGUGUGUGUGUGUGUGUGUGUGUGUGUGUGUGUGUGUGUGUGUGUGUGUGUGUGUGUGUGUGUGUGUGUGUGUGUGUGUGUGUGUGUGUAUAU
This is a messenger RNA of Xyrauchen texanus (razorback sucker), 5377 nucleotides long. It is a transcript of the gene arhgef6, whose product is annotated as Rac/Cdc42 guanine nucleotide exchange factor (GEF) 6. Gene Ontology annotation, molecular function: guanyl-nucleotide exchange factor activity; protein binding. The record is from RefSeq and is a predicted model, not a curated record. NCBI's taxonomy places the organism in Eukaryota, Metazoa, Chordata, Actinopteri, Cypriniformes, Catostomidae.